Molecule: messenger RNA, 992 nt
Organism: Astrephomene gubernaculifera
Lineage: Eukaryota; Viridiplantae; Chlorophyta; Chlorophyceae; Chlamydomonadales; Astrephomenaceae
Source: the annotation of a GenBank genome assembly
CUGGGUAUUUCUUGCGCUCCUUGCUUUUUCCGUAAUUUAAUGGAAUAACAUGCCACUUGCGCAAAUCCAGGGACCUAUUGCAAGCUAAUAUCCAGAACGUAUUGCAUCCUCUGACAAAAAUGCUGAAGUCAUAUCAUGGACACGUAGAAGAGGGUUAGAAAUUGCAAUCCUACUCCUUUGAAAUAACCACAUUCCAUCGAAGGCUGAAAUGUCCGGGCAGAACGACGGACCAAAAGGCUCUGGACACUAUGGAGCUAUCGUCAUGCCCACGUUUGCCUUCGGGCUUGACGUGGGGUGUAAGAACUGUCUGUGGCACCUCGACGGCGAGAAGAUGCUAUGGUCGGUUGGGGCGCAAGUGGCUAUGUAUAGCUCGCCGUCUCACGAGAUGCGUUUCGUGCCGCUGGCCGACCGGGGCGCUCGCGCGGUGGUGCUGGCGGUGGCGGCCAACUACAAGUACUUUGCAGUGGUGGAGAGGCUGCCGGGACUGGACCACGAGCAGGUGUCUGUUUACAGCUUCGGCGGUGAGAAGCGCGUCAAGGUGCUGCCCCACGACCCCGCCCUCACCGGCUCCGAGUCGCCGCGGGUGGAGUGCCUGCAGUUCAGCGCCAACAGCAAGUUCCUGCUGACCCAGUACGGCAGCCCUGACUGGACGCUGGUGGUGUGGCGCUGGUACAGCGGCAAGGUCCUCGCCUCCCUGCGUCUGGACCUGCCCCCCCCGCUGCUGUCCGCGCUGUUCUCCCCCGUGGACGACAUGCUGCUGGCGGUGCUGGGGCCCACGCAGGUGGCGCAGUACCGACUGGACCUGGACCACGACACGCUCAAACUCACAGCCGCGCCGCCGGCCUGCGACGCCCCCUGCCUGAGCGCCAUGUGUUGGCUGGCGGGCAACAUGCUGGCGGUGGUGGGCACGGGGGGCGAGGUGCAGGUGUUCCAGGAGGCAACCAGCAGGCUGGCAACACGGGUGGAGCCGCUGGCGCCGGGGGCAGCAGCGG